AUGCCCACCUCGCCCGUGCCCUUCACCGAGGACCCCGCCUUCGACUCCUCGCGUCCCCCGCUCACACACCUAACCUCCGGCUCGUCGACCUCGUCCGCCGCGCUCUCGACACCAGCGACGUCCAUCAGCACUCUGUCGUGGCCUUCGCCGCCGUGCGAACCCAGCCUCUCGACCCCCUCGCCCUUCUUUGGCGGCUUGUCUGCCCCACCACCCACCGCGACGACGACUUCCUCGCUCGACGCGUCCCCGCUCGCGAUGGACACCAUGUCCGAGCCUCUCGCGUCCUCGACACCCGUACACACAUUCCCCACCUUUGUCCUCUCGCUCCUGACGGCGCUCGAGUCGGACCCAGCGAGCGUGCGGCACCACCUCGACAACCUCGCGCAGAGCCAUGCCGCACCUGCCAACUUUCUCCCGACGCCGAUGGGGAAACCGGGAGAGACGGAUGCGAUCGUCGCGAGUUUGUCGAGGAUUGCGGAUCGGUUGAGGGCCGCGGAGGAGCCGGUUUCGGGUGCCAAGUCUCGCAGCGUGGACGGCUUCGACGAAGCUGAUCCGAAUGGGCGAGUCGAGGCAGCUGCAGCGGGUUGCGCACCACCCAAGAUGUCGACUCGUCGACCGUUCGUCCCCGGCGACUCGGUCGAACAGGUCCGCAAGAACUGCGAGGACCAGAUCCAGGCGCUCAAGGUCCUUCAUGCGGAAGAGCUGCACCGGGCUCAGCUCUCUCACGACAACGAGGUCCGGUCGAUAGCGGUCGUCACUUCCGCCAUUGCGCGGGGAGACUUGACGAAGACGAUCGACGCCGAAGUCGAGGGCGAGAUGGCCGUCUUGAAGGCGCGUCCUCCUUCCUCCUCUCCUUCUCCACCCUUACUAACAUCUCCUUUCGCCCGACAGACAACCCUCAACGAGAUGGUGUACAAGCUCCGCCUCUUCUCGAGCGAAGUAACCCGUGUCGCGCUCGAUGUCGGCACGCGCGGAAAGUUGGGUGGGCAGGCGGUCGUGACGGGUGUUGAGGGGACCUGGCGAACCCUCACCGAGACCGUCAACCUUUUGGCCAGUCAGCUUACCGUCCAGAUCCGAUCCAUCGCCAUCGUCACGUCUGCCAUCGCCAGCGGAGAUUUGUCAAAGACCAUCGACGCCGAAGUCCAAGGCGAGAUGCUCGACCUCAAGUCCACGGUCAACGGUAUGGUCCAGCGCCUGCGAGUCUUCGCAGCCGAAGUAACGCGUGUCGCGAAGGAGGUCGGGACGGACGGACAAUUGGGUGGACAGGCGAUCGUGCAUGGUGUUGAGGGAACGUGGCGGGAGCUCACUUUCAGCGUCAACUCGAUGGCGGCCAACCUCACCCUCCAAGUGCGCGAAAUCGCCUCGGUCACGAAAGCCGUCGCGAACGGCGACUUGAGCAAGACGGUCAACAUCGAAGCGUCUGGCGAGAUCCAAGAGCUCAAGAUGACCGUCAACUCGAUGGUUGCGCAACUCCGGCGGUUCGCAGCUGAAGUCACGCGUGUCGCGCUCGAAGUCGGGACGGAGGGUCAACUUGGAGGGACGGCGAAUGUCGAGGGCGUGCAGGGGGAGUGGUCGAGCUUGGUCGCUUCGGUCAACCAGAUGGCGAGCAACUUGACGCAGCAGGUUAGGUCCAUUGCGGCGGUCACGACGGCUGUUGCCGAGGGCGACUUGUCGAAGAAGAUUGACGUCGAGGUCAAGGGUGAGAUGCUCGACCUCAAGCUCACGGUCAACUCGAUGGUCGACUCGCUCCGUAUCUUCGCCGCCGAAGUUACUCGCGUCGCCAAGGAAGUCGGCACGGACGGUCAGCUCGGUGGUCAAGCCUACGUCAGCAACGUCUCGGGCGAGUGGAAGUCGCUGGUCGACACGGUCAACGUCAUGUGCGGCAACCUCACAGACCAAGUCCGAAGCAUCGCCAAAGCCACGACCGCAGUCGCUCGCGGAGAUUUGAGCCAGAAGGUCACGAUCGAGGCGAACGGCGAGGUUCUCCAGCUUGUCGUCACCAUUAACGAGAUGGUCGACCGGCUUGCGACGUUCGCUUCCGAGGUUACCCGCGUUGCGCACGAGGUCGGCACGAAGGGUAACUUGGGUGUUACGGCCAAGGUCGACAACAUCGAGGGGACUUGGCAGGAGAUCACCAACAACGUCAACACGAUGGCGCUCAACCUCACCUCGCAGGUCCGCGCCUUUGCGCAGAUCUCGGCAGCCGCGACGGAAGGCGACUUCAGCUCGUUCGUCACGGUCGAGGCGAGCGGUGAGAUGGAUUCGCUCAAGAGCAAGAUCAACAAGAUGGUCUUCUCGCUUCGCGACUCGCUGCAGAAGAACACGGCGGCGAGGGAGGCGGCCGAAUUGGCGAACCGCUCCAAGUCCGAAUUCCUCGCCAACAUGUCGCACGAGAUCCGGACGCCCAUGAACGGCAUCAUCGGCUUGACGGGCGUCACCCUCGAGACGGACCUCACGCGCCAGCAGCGCGAGAACCUCAUGAUCGUCUCGAACCUCGCCAACUCGCUUCUCCUCAUCAUCGAUGACAUUCUCGACAUCUCAAAGAUCGAGGCGGGUCGCAUGACGGUCGAGCAGAUCCCCUUCAGCGUCCGCUCGGCCGUCUUUGGCAUCCUCAAGACGCUCGCGGUCAAAGCGACGCAGAGCCGGCUCGACCUGAUGUACUCUGUCGAGAGUGACAUCCCCGACCUCCUCGUCGGCGACCCCUUCCGCCUGCGACAAGUCAUCACAAACCUCGUCGGCAAUGCCAUCAAGUUCACCCAGCGCGGCCAGGUUGCCCUCUCGUGCCGCCUCGGUGCAGCCGACCUCGAGGAGAAGACGUACCAGCUCGAGUUCUGCAUCAGCGACACCGGCAUCGGCAUCAAGCCCGACAAGCUCAACCUCAUCUUCGACACCUUCGCACAAGCUGACGGCUCGACGACUCGCAAGUACGGCGGCACCGGUCUCGGCCUUACCAUCUCGAAGCGCCUCGUGCAGCUCAUGGGCGGCGAGCUCUGGGUCACGUCGCAGUUCGGCCGUGGCUCGCAGUUCUACUUCACGAUCCAGUGCAGGAUCGGCGAGUGGAACCUCGACCAGGUCCGGCAGAAGACGCUCAUCCCGCACCCUGGCCGGCGCAUCCUCUUCAUUGACACUCUGCACCAUGACCCGAGCGUCAUCGAGUCUGUCGAGCAGCUCGGACUCGAGAUCACCGUCGUCGAUACACUCGAGGAAGCGUGUCUUCUCGACCACUCGCAAACCGGCUACUUCGACACGGUCCUCGUCGACCAGCUCUCGGUCGUCGAGCGUCUCCGCGACGUCGAACACCUCCGCUACAUCCCCCUCGUCCUCGUCACCCCGCAGAUCCCGCAGCUCAACCUCAAGUACUGCCUCGACUUUGGCAUUGCCAACUGCGUCGAGUCGCCGACAAACGCGCAGGACAUGUGCAAUGCGCUCUUGCCGGCGCUCGAGGCGAGCAACCGGAUACCUUCCGAGCGGGGCGGCGACGCCUCGUUCAAGGUCCUCCUCGCCGAAGACAACAUCGUCAACCAGAAGGUCGCGCUCAAGUUCCUCGAGAGUGCUGGACACCAGACUGAGGUGGUCGAGAACGGUGCUCUCGCGCUCGAGGCGGUCAAGAAGAAUUUCUACGAUGUCGUCCUGAUGGACUUGUCGAUGCCGAUCAUGGGCGGCCACGAAGCGACGCAGAUCAUCCGCAAGUUUGAGCGCGAGAACGGCCUCGAGCGGCUACCGAUUGUGGCGCUGACGGCGCACGCGAUGCUGGGCGACCGAGAGAAGUGCAUCGAGGUUGGCAUGGACGAGUACCUUACCAAGCCGCUUCGCAAGCCAGACUUGCUCGCCACGAUCAACAAGGUGGUCUUGCAGAGACGAGCUGGUCCGUCUCCUGCCACGUCCAUCUUCCUGACCCACCCUUAA
This is a messenger RNA of Rhodotorula toruloides NP11, 3906 nucleotides long. Its product is annotated as protein-histidine kinase. The record is from RefSeq and is a predicted model, not a curated record. NCBI's taxonomy places the organism in Eukaryota, Fungi, Basidiomycota, Microbotryomycetes, Sporidiobolales, Sporidiobolaceae. The transcript is spliced from 16 exons. Gene Ontology annotation, biological process: cellular hyperosmotic response; phosphorylation; phosphorelay signal transduction system. Bases 1 to 3906 code for a protein of 1301 amino acids. Gene Ontology annotation, molecular function: phosphorelay sensor kinase activity. Gene Ontology annotation, cellular component: membrane.